AUGGCCGACCGCGAUACAGAACUGCUGUUCUCAGCAACUCAACACACUAACGAUGUGCUUGUAUCCUCAUUUCUCCAUGCAAAAUCUUUUACGUCAACAGGAAAGAUAACCAUUGAAGGACCUAUCUCAGCUGCGAGCUCCAACGGUCACCCCGAGGCAGUGACUGCCACCUCCCAAUACAAAUUCAGUAAAAGUGGAUACCAUAGCUACUGGUGCGUCUUACGAAGAGGCCAAUUCAGCUAUUACAAGGACAAGCAAGAGCGCAAGCCUUUGGAUGUAAUAUCGGCCGAUCAAACCUUGGAUUUCCGCAUUUCUGAUAAAGAUCUUCGAAUUGAUCUCUAUACAACGCGGAGAACUUUUUCCCUCAAAACAGAGUCUUUGGAACUGUUGCAACAGUGGCGCGAGGCGCUACAGGAGUUUUUUGUCGGGAGGCGACGCCAACGGUCGCAAACUGAGCCCACCUCUGCAAAAGCGAACGAUGGUGCAAACGCUGGUACUACUUCCACUGCUGUUUUCGCUGACGAGGAUGAGGAUGAGAAUAGUGAUGAAGAUGCUGCGGUCGAGGAUGACCACAAUGAUGACAAUGACGACGACUUUGAGAUUAUUUCCGAGGCUGGGCCGGAUGCAGGGUUUCACGAUGGUUCUUCCCGCCUAUUUCCAGUUCCAGAAGAAGAUCGAGAGUUUUAUGCAACCUAUAGCCCUGAGCAAGACCCUCCUCGUGAGCUUCAAAGAGGAAUUCUUUACUGUAGGGUAAGAAAAAGGCUUGGUCGCAAGACAUGGAAAAAAGUGGCUGUGAUGUUGGAUAGUGCCAAAUUACACAUCACAUCGGUCUCUUCUAAGAAGCUUUAUCGUCAGAUAGAUCUCCGAAAAGUGGUGGAUUCCAUUGAAGCUGGAAAUCAACGCAAUUUUACUGAUUUUGCCAUUAUCACCUAUGAUGAGCGAUUGAAAUUCCGCGCGCUUAGCGAACAAGAUACCAUUGACUGGAUCAUGAACCUCAAAAGCUGUGCUUUAGCCAGAAAAAAUUUAGAACAGUUACAAUCGAACUCGAGAGGGCUGGAUAUGUGA
Lachancea dasiensis is the source of this 1065-nucleotide messenger RNA. The record is from the annotation of a GenBank genome assembly. Lineage: Eukaryota; Fungi; Ascomycota; Saccharomycetes; Saccharomycetales; Saccharomycetaceae.